Messenger RNA from Zerene cesonia (dogface butterfly), 770 nucleotides. RefSeq names its product larval cuticle protein LCP-17-like (gene CPR6). The coding region runs from base 109 to 504 and encodes 131 amino acids. The record is from RefSeq and is a predicted model, not a curated record. Lineage: Eukaryota; Metazoa; Arthropoda; Insecta; Lepidoptera; Pieridae. The transcript has 4 exons. Gene Ontology annotation, molecular function: structural constituent of chitin-based larval cuticle. Gene Ontology annotation, cellular component: chitin-based extracellular matrix.
CGCACAGCGCUGUGCUGUGACCUUCCGAACCCGCCCAACGACGAGCAUAUAAAAGCACCGCGCUGGUGGCGAGCUGCAGUCGUGUCAUCCCGCAGCACCAUCGUCAAUAUGAAAUUCCUGAUCGUCUCCUGCCUUGUCGCAUUCGCGGCCGCCGACGUGUCCCACAUCGUGGGGCACAGCGAGCGCGACGCCAAGAUCCUGAAACAGGACCUGGACGUGGGGGUGGAGGGGCAGUACCAGUGGGUCGUCGAGACGGAUAAUGGGAUUUCGGCACAGGCGAGAGGCGCCCUGAACAACCCUCAGGCCGAAAACCCAGCUCAAGUAGUGCAGGGACAGGCCCAGUGGACCUCCCCCGAGGGUGAGGUGGUCCAGUUCGCGUACACCGCCGACGAGAACGGUUACCAAGUACAGGGCUCCCACGUGCCCACGCCCCCGCCAGUGCCCGAGGCGAUUAUACGCGCUCUGGAGUACAUCAGAGCGCACCCGCCAAAACCCGAAGCGUAAACAACGAAACAACCGCCUAUUUCCGUUAACCCACUUAACAUUAACGGAUACUCGUUACACUUGAAUAAAUUACUCUAGUAUCAAAAUUUUCGUUCAAUACUCUCCAAACGGAACUCAAUUGAGUGACACUCAACGUUGAGUGUCACUCAAUUUUGAGUGUCCGUCGAGGAGUUUAGUGUUUUUACUAAUGUUGUCAUUUUAAGUGUUACUCUAAGUGUAUAGUGUUAUUUUUAUAUACUUUUAUAAAAUAUAAAUUAUUUCAAAAA